Molecule: messenger RNA, 3682 nt
Organism: Tachyglossus aculeatus (Australian echidna)
Lineage: Eukaryota; Metazoa; Chordata; Mammalia; Monotremata; Tachyglossidae
Gene: NEK8
Product: NIMA related kinase 8
Exons: 15
Coding region: 36-2132 (698 amino acids)
Biological process (GO): protein phosphorylation
Molecular function (GO): ATP binding; protein kinase activity
Source: RefSeq, a predicted model, not a curated record
GCGCGGAGGCCGGCCUUGAGGCCCGGGCGGGCGCCAUGGAGAAGUACGAGCGGAUCCGGGUGGUGGGGAGAGGCGCCUUCGGGAUCGUUCACCUGUGCCUGCGCAAGGCGGACCAGAAGCCGGUGAUCAUCAAGCAGAUCCCGGUGGAGCAGAUGAGCAAGGAUGAGCGGCUGGCCGCCCAGAACGAGUGUCAAGUCCUCAAGCUGCUCAACCACCCCAACGUCAUCGAGUACUACGAGAACUUCCUGGAGGACAAGGCCCUCAUGAUCGCCAUGGAGUACGCGCCAGGCGGCACGCUGGCGGAGUACAUCCAGAAGCGCUGCAACUCGCUCCUGGACGAGGACACCAUCCUGCACUUCUUUGUGCAGAUCCUCCUGGCCCUGCACCACGUCCACACUCACCUCAUCCUCCACCGGGACCUCAAGACGCAGAACAUCCUGCUCGACAAGCACCGCAUGAUCGUCAAGAUCGGCGACUUCGGCAUCUCCAAGAUCCUCAGCAGCAAGAGCAAGGCCUACACGGUGGUUGGCACCCCGUGCUACAUCUCCCCCGAGCUGUGCGAGGGCAAACCCUACAACCAGAAGAGUGACAUCUGGGCCCUGGGCUGUGUCCUCUACGAGCUGGCCAGCCUCAAGCGGGCCUUCGAGGCGGCGAACCUGCCGGCCCUGGUGCUGAAGAUCAUGAGCGGCACCUUCGCGCCCGUGUCGGACCGCUACAGCGCGGAGCUGCGCCAGCUUGUGCUCAGCCUGCUCCGCCUGGACCCCUCGCAGAGGCCCCAGCUCAGCGAGAUCAUGGCCCAGCCCCUCUGCGUCCGCACCCUGCUCAAUCUCUACACCGACGUGGGCAGCGUCAAGAUGAGGAGGGCAGAGAAGCCCCUGGCCACCGUGCCCCCGGUGGCCCACGGCCGUGGGGGUAGCAGAGUGGGCAGUGCCAGGACCAGGGGUGCCCCCGGGGGGCCGGCCAGGCCGCCCAUCCCUCCCCCGCUGUGCUCCGUGUACACCUGGGGCGGGGGGCUCAGCACCCCCCUGCGUCUCCCCCUGCUCCACACCGAGGUGGGGCAGGUGGCGGCCGGACGCACCCAGAGAGCCGGGGUCACCAAGUCAGGACGUCUCAUCAUCUGGGAGGCUGCCCCUGUGGGGUCCGGCGGGGGCCCCGUGUUGCCCGGCGCUCUGGAGCCACUGCAGCCGCAGUUCGUCUCCCGCUUCCUGGAGGGCCAGUCGGGCGUCACCAUCAAGCAUGUGGCCUGCGGGGACCUGUUCGCGGCCUGUCUCUCAGACCGGGGCAUCAUCAUGACGUUUGGCAGCGGCAGCAGCGGCUCCCUGGGCCACGGCAACUUCACUGAUGUCGGCCAGCCCAGGAUCGUGGAGGCCCUGCUGGGCUACGAGAUGGUGCAGGUGGCCUGCGGGGCGUCCCACGUGUUGGCCCUGUCCGCAGAGCGAGAGGUGUUCGCCUGGGGCCGAGGCGACAGCGGACGCUUAGGCCUGGGCACCCGGGAAUCACACAGCUGCCCCCAGCCGGUCCCUGUGCCCCCCGAGCUGGAGGCCCAGCGGGUCCUGUGUGGCAUCGACUCUUCCAUGAUCCUCACGGUGCCCGGCCAGGCCCUGGCCUGUGGGAGCAAUCGGUAUAACAAGCUGGGCCUGGACUCGCUAGCCCCCGGGGAAGAGCCCGCUCCCCGCGACCAGGUAGAGGAAGCUCUGAGCUUCACACCCCUCCGCUCCGCUCCCCUGAACCUAGCAGCCCUGGUGAGCGCCGACGUGGGCACUGCCCACUCCGCCGCCGUCACAGCCUCUGGCCAGUGCUACACUUUUGGCAGCAACCAACACGGGCAGCUGGGCUCCGGGGCCCGCCACGGCAGCCGGGCACCCUGCCUGGUCGGGGGGCUGCAGGGCAUCCGGGUGACAAUGGUGGCCUGCGGGGAUGCCUUCACGGUGGCCGUCGGAGCGGACGGCGAGGUGUACACGUGGGGCAAGGGGGCCCGGGGCCGGCUGGGCCGGAGGGACGAGGACAGCGGAGUCCCCAGGCCGGUGCGGCUGGAUGAGCCCCACCCUUACGUGGUCACCUCUGUAUCCUGUUGCCACGGAAACACCCUGCUGGCCACCCGGCCUGCCACGGAGGAGCCCGCCCCGCCCUGAGGAGCUCGACCCAGGCCCCCCGCAGCCUCCACUGACUCACCCUGCCCCUCAUCUCCUUCUCUGUCUGCUUCCGGCCCCAGCCUCCUCCUAGAGCAACCCCCUCUGCGGGGUCCGACCAUAUCCUGGGGCACCGGGGAGGGCAGCCGUGGGCUCCAGCAGCCUGGGCUCCUGGCACUCCUCGGGCACAGUGUUGGCACAGGGAGGGCCCAGCUGCCCUAUGCAUCCCCCCCUGGCUCCCCCUCAACUCUGGCCCUUCUCCCUUCCCGGUUACUCAUCCCCUCACUCCCCUGCCCGCAGGAGCCUGGCGCCCCCCGGCUCCCCUUCCUGGCUCGUGCCCGGGCCAAACCCGCUACGCCAGGCCGGCGGCCCGGCCACCCCCGCCUGGCCCGAGGCAGCUGUGUCUUGGGUGAAAGAGACGGCAAUCUCAGUAGCUCCCAGCCACCUGCAAGGCCACGGCAGGAAGCGGCCGGGGAGGGACUCCUCACGCUGGGACUGUGGGAUGGGGGAGGCGAGCGCAGCCCUGCCCCCUGGGCCCGUGGCCCUCGCCCACAGCUCCAGUCCCAAGGCCCCCUCGGAGGUGGCGGGCGGGCAUCGCCACUCUGGAUGAGCCAGGCUGAAUAGGACGGGGAGGUGGUCCGGGCCCAGAGGAGGCCAGGCAGGCCUGCCCCUUAGGGCCUCAGCCCCUCCUCUUGAGCCUCCCGGGUAGCACGGUGGUCAGCGAUGCCCCCCUGCCCCCAGCCCGGGAGGGGACGGCGGGCCACUGGGGCAGAGGCAUUUUUCCGUUCCGUCACUGUCGAUUGCCUCUAUUGAGCGCUUACUGUGUGCAGAGCACUGUACGAAGCCCUAACAAUAAACAGAAACAUUCCCUGCCCACAGUGAACUUACAGUCUAGAGGGGGAGAGUGAGAGCGGAGAGGCCAAGGAGCAGGGGUUCGACCACGCGGGGAGAAGGCAGGGGAUUGGGAUCUGUCUCUUCCUCCGCCACUCUCCUCGUCUCUUCUCUACCCCACGGUCUGACCCUCCGACCCAGCACCAGUCCGGCUGAAGGCUGAGGUCCGGGGAAAGAGGGGACCCCAAGGAACCGGGGGGCUUAGGCUGGGGACCCCGGGAAUGCCACCCCACACCUCAAAACGAGCCGGGCAGGGCUGGCCCUCCCUGGACAGGCGGGCACAGCUGAGCAGGGCUGAGGCGGUCGCUGUAACGGUCGCAGCUGUGACUGCUGGACUCUGAACUCUGUGUUUGUCCUCUCCCCGGUUUUAUUGUUUCAUCUCACCCUGUGUGUAAGUCCACAGCCCACAUUCUUGGAUUCAAUCGCGUUUAUUGAGCGCUUACUGUGUGCAGAGCACUGGACUAAGCGCUUGGGAAGUCCAAGUUGGCAACAUAUAGGGACGGUCCCUACCCAACAGCGGGCUCACAGUCUAGAAGAUUGUGAGCACCGCUCCGCCCCCCCAACAGACCCAGGCCAGUGACUGAUUUCCACUCGGCGUUGCUUUCUCAGUGCUCAGUACAGCCCCCCACAAAGGAAGCACUUAAUAAAUACCUUUGCUAUUA